Molecule: messenger RNA, 2607 nt
Organism: Pollicipes pollicipes
Lineage: Eukaryota; Metazoa; Arthropoda; Thecostraca; Pollicipedomorpha; Pollicipedidae
Product: flocculation protein FLO11
Exons: 6
Coding region: 358-2607 (749 amino acids)
Cellular component (GO): extracellular region
Molecular function (GO): chitin binding
Source: RefSeq, a predicted model, not a curated record
GUGUGGCGGGCGUGUCCGCUCCCGUCACGUCAGCGGGGGCCGCGGCGGCCGUGUCAUCCCAGGUCAAAUGUCACUGCGCCCGGGGCUGGACCUUGACCUCGGCCGGAGCCACUUUCACCCCUGAGCGAGCAGCGCGCGCUCGGAUGCGACGGACGGCAGUAGUGGCGCGUGCGCCGGCGCCGACGCUCUGGCCGCCAGCUGAUCCCUCGAGAGGAGAGGAGACGAACGCGACGCGUCCCGGCCGACCUGCCGCAGAGGAACCGCCGCCGCCGCUGCCGCCCCGAGCUGACCCGAGACACAGCGCUCGACUGAAGCUCGAGAGGGAUCGGCUGACAAUAAACUCCAGACAAGAGUGCGAUGGCUACGCAGAGACCUGCGGCCUGCGCCGCUCUGGUGCUGGUGCUGGUGCUCGGCGCACCCCUGCUAACCGGCGGCCAGCAGCCGCCGCCCAACUACAGCUACGACGCGCUGCCAGACACCAGCUUCACGUGCGAGGGUCGCGUGGUGGGCGGCUACUACGCCGACGUGGAGGCCGGCUGCCAGAUGUUUCAUGUGUGCGGCACGUCACAGCGCACCAGCUUUCGCUUCCUCUGCCCGAACAACACCGUAUUCGACCAGCAACACCUGAUCUGCGCCAGCUGGUUUCAAGUCAGCUGCGACCGCGCCACCGUGCUGUACGCGCGCAACUUCGAGAUCUUCAAGACAGGCGCCGAGGAGGAGGUCGAGUUCAACGCGCUCGAUGAGGACAGCCUGCCGCCGCUAGACGACUACGACUACCAGCCAGAGCUGGGCGGCAUCGGACGCCUGAUCGGCGGCGGCGGCGGCGGGCGCUCCGUCGGCGGUCAGCAGGUGCUGCCCUCCAGAGCCCCGGUGACGCGCCGGCCGGUGACGCAGGCUCCGGUGACGCAGGCUCCGGUGACACGCGUCCCGGCCGCCAGCUUCACCGCCAACAAGGCCCCGCGGCGGUUCGACCAGACCACGGCGGCCACCACACCGCGGCCCUCGCUGUCCUCGGCGGCCGGUGCCAGCUUCCGCGACCAGAGCACCUUCGCGGCGUCUCCGGGAACAACAGCGCCCUCCCGCCAGACGCCGUCGGCGCCGCCCGCCGCCGCCCGAGGCGCCUCGUCAUCCUCGCAGCGACCAUUCUCGUUCGCUGGCACGCCGGGGGCGCCGGCACGGGUUGUUACCAGCCGCACCACGGCCAGCCGGCCGGCGCCCACGUCGCCCCGCCCGGCUGCCUUCACACCGUCCGCAGCCGCUACGCCCAGCGCCGGUGUCUCCUUCAGCACGCCGAGGCCCGUAUUCACUACCACGGGCACGUUCCCGUUCGGCUUCACCAGCGUACCACAGUCCAGCUUCGCCUUCGGCAGUGGCGGCUCCUUCUCCUUCGGCACAGCCGUUGACAGCCGCGCGAGCUCGGUGGUCUCAUUACCCCGCGUGCCUCCGCCGACGCAGGCCGGCUCGACGCAGGGGAGCGAGGUCGCCUUCCAGCCGAGCUCGCCGCCGGCGGCGCAAACGACGGCGCCCGUCACGGCGCGGCCCCCCAGCGCGCAGCCUGUGACGCCGACACCGCAGCGCGCUGUGGCCGUGUCGUCGGUAGCGCCGUUUGUGCGCGGAACGACCCCUCGGCCGGAUGAGCCGGCGCGCACUGUCAGCCCCGUGGCAGGCCGCUUCUUCGGAGCGAACGUGCUGCCGCAGCCUGCGGCGUCCGGUGGCGGGCCGCGCCCACGCGGCCGCGGCCGCAACACCUUCCGGCUCAACAGCGUCGACGCGGACCGCCUGCAAGACGUCACUGUCAGUGAGGACGACGUGGUUUACGUCGAUGACGACAUUAACUACAUCGACGACACCGGCAGCGCCGCGGUGGCGACCACAGUGACGCCUGGCGGUCGGUUCAGCGCCACCGUACCCACGCGCAGCCCCUCGACACGCCUCUCCGGCGACGGCAGCGCCGUCACGACGUUCCGCCCGCGGCCAUCUGGCGGCGGCGCUCGCCGCUUCGACCCUCGCUUGCCCGGCGGCGACCUAAAGCCGGUGCAGUACGUGCGCGCCGGCCGCGGGCGCGCCAACCGGCCGUCACAGCCAGCGCGAGCACCCAGCCCGCAGGACGUCAUCGCCGAGGUAGCGGCGCUCUCGGAGGACUUGAACCUGCUGGAGGACGCCGAGGAGAACGCUGAGGACAAGGAAGAGGAGGAAAGCACCACGAGCACGCUGCCGACCAACAAGGAGGCGUCGCGCCUGGGCCGGCAGAACGGCUUUUUCCUGCGGCCAAAGCUGCAGCUGAGCUCGGCGCUGCCCAUCGCCGCGCAGACGCGCCGUCUCAACGACGUCAACAGCCUGGCGUCGGAGCGCACGGGCCGCUCGCGUAACACGAGUCCGAUCGCGUUCAACCGCGUGGUGCGCUCGACCACCCGCGCGCCCCUGCUUGACGCGCGCCUCUCCGACAUUCUGUUCGCCUCAAGCUCGCCGGGCAGCGCGCGCAAGGACCCGGACUCGGACUACGACUACGAGUACUACGACAGCGACUUCCGGCUGGAGCACCAGCAGGCCAUCGACGAGACCGACAACCUCUUCCAGACGCUGAGUCGGAAGACGCGGCGGACGUGA